Papaver somniferum (opium poppy) is the source of this 1085-nucleotide messenger RNA. Its product is annotated as leucine-rich repeat extensin-like protein 1. The record is from RefSeq and is a predicted model, not a curated record. Lineage: Eukaryota; Viridiplantae; Streptophyta; Magnoliopsida; Ranunculales; Papaveraceae. The transcript has 5 exons. Bases 29 to 922 code for a protein of 297 amino acids.
UUCAACUUCAGAACUGAUCUCUAAAGUCAUGGAUGGAAUUCCUUCUUCUUAUUCUUUGCUCGGUUUUUUCUUUGUUCUGGCAAUUUUAUCUUUCUCUCAGUUGUCAACAGCGGAUUACGUAUACUGUGGGAAACAAGGUGAUCCAUAUUGCCCUGGUAAAGGCUGUGAAGCUCCAGUUUUUGCGUCCCCUGAUCCUGGUAGUAACUGCGCUACAUGUAGUGAGAGAUGCAAAGGGGAUUACAAUGAUAUGUAUAGAGGAUCUUAUUGUUACAUCAGUCCGCAAGAUGCUAUCCAUCGUUACUGCCUUUGCUGCGUUCAUUAUAUGCAAGAUGAUGCGAUAUAUAUACCACCAACAACGGCACCAGCACCAGGAGAACUUGCUCCACAAACCCCUCCUUAUGUGGCGCCUCCACCUCCUCAUGCUGAACCUCCGCCGCCUCCACAAGCUCCCCCAGUCUUUAUAUUAAAUCAUGAUCCGGCCGUUUCUUGUGAUAGGGGAUAUACAGUUACUACCCAUGUUGAUGACUGCUCUGAAUGUAAUGAAAGAUGUAAAUCAGGAUCAUUCACAGAUGUCCUUCAAGGAGUCUUUUGUUACGACACUAGUGCAGGAAAACCUUACUGUAACUGUUGCGUUCGUUAUGUGGAAGUGACGCAGUUACCAAUAGCGCCACCAAUGCCGGCACCAAUGGUCCCACCAGUAGUGACGCCGACACCACCGACUGAAGAUCCUCAAACUCCUGGAUGUUUUGUACCUGUGACUGAACAGACACCUCCUGUUUAUCCACCUGAUAUUAAACCUGUUGCGUCUCCACCAACUCCUGUUCCUGAUGCCAAAAAACAGAAAGGAAAGGAUCAUCAUCGUAAGAUCCAUCCGGUAUCGCCUAAACCUGUGGCGCCAAUUGCUUCUCCCCCACCGGUAUAACAACCUGAAACAGAAAAGGACCCUAAAGUCAAUCAUUAAUCCGUCCUGGAUAGUUGGUGACUUGUCACAACUAAACAUCAAAGCAACUAUCUACAACUAAUUAAAAUAAGAUCCGCAAUGUAAUUUUUAUGUUAUAAAAAUCUUAAGUUUGAUGGUCUUCAUA